This is a messenger RNA of Naegleria lovaniensis, 990 nucleotides long. RefSeq lists its product as uncharacterized. Bases 1 to 990 code for a protein of 329 amino acids. NCBI's taxonomy places the organism in Eukaryota, Heterolobosea, Eutetramitea, Acrasida, Naegleriidae. The transcript has a single exon. The record is from RefSeq and is a predicted model, not a curated record.
AUGCCAAAGGAAUCAUCACGUGGUUGUUUGAGAAAAGACGCAAAAUCAAUAGAUACUCCUACUACCACCUGCUUGAACUUUCGAUCAACGAGUCGAUCGAGUCUAUGCCCUUGUUGUUUCGCACGAAAUCUCUCCUCGUGUCCACAUGCGUCAAGUAUUAGUCAGUUUUUAGAACUUCGCAAAGAAAAACCAUAUCCAGCGCUCCCGAAAGAAUUCAGACUUCUAUUUCUACAGCUGUCUGAUCAAGAAAAGUCGCAGCUUGAACAGCAGUUUGAUCGUUUUCAAACUCAUUUCACAAAUACUUUUGGAAGAUAUGAAAACGUCAAGAGGAAAAGAAAAGUGUUUAUGAGCUCUCUUACACAAUUUCUGAAUCGCAGUUUGAAAGAGUUUGGAUUGAAUGUUAAAAUUGUAAUGCAACAAGUGCAUCUUUCCAAAAAGAAUCAAGAUUCCAAGACUCACCUCUUAAAACAAAUGUCAUCCAUGCAAGCGUUUGACAAUUUGACAAGUACUGAAACCAGGCAAGAAGAGGAAGAGGAUGCAAUGAGUGAUGGUGAUGAGGACAAGGACGACCUUGGAGAAGACAAAGACGACAUACAAGUUGGAGAUUGUAAUUCUGAAUCCUCUUUUGAAAGGAUUGAGAAUGACAGUUUCAUUGAUCCCAGGUCCGAUCUUGUCAUUGAAACUCAACCAUCAUCGUCCACUCAGCCAAGAGACAUUUGUUUCAAGAUUCAAAAGGAAGGUUGCGAUCACAUGGUAUUUCAUCCAUUGAUUCCCAAGUUGAGUUUCAAGACUCUCGAUUCAUUGAAGAAGGAAGUCAAACAGCAAUGUAAUUUCAAGGAGAGUGCUUUUUCAUUAUGUUACAAGAGAGAUGGUGUUCUUUCAUGUUUAAGCUCGGAUCGUUUGGUAGAAUCCAUGUAUCGAUGGGUUGAAAAGAAACUCGAACAGAAUGUCGAGUGUGAAUUCGAAAUGAUUGUGUCAUUGGUCGACUAA